UUGAUGAUUCUAAGUAUUAUUCAAAAUUCUAAUUAAACACCAAUAAGCUGCUUUAGAGAAAGAAAAUCUUACAUUAACACCAACAGAGACAAAAAUGGAUUUCACUGAUAAUAGAUCUGACUUCUCACUUAGAUUUUGAUUAAGUUUAACCACAUUUAACAUCGAGGGAAUUAACUGCUUUGCUGGAUAUAGAAAAUAUCCCCUUUCUUAAUCCACUGGUUCUGUGGUGACAUUGUGACUGAUCUUCCAGAGCAGGGAACAAACAUCUACCACUCUCCAGAUCCACUCCCUGUGACAACACCAGCAGUCAAAUACUUAAAAAUAAUUAUGCAUAAAGUGAUACACUCAGAUCUGACACUCAAUUUUGUCUUCAUUUAUAUUAAUGCUAAAAAUAUGAGCAUUCCCACACAAACGUGAUCAUUUCCUUAAAUUACUGUGAGAGGAAAUUUUUGUAGUAGUAUUCUGUUAAUAUUGCCACACAGUAUUAGCUCUGGUGGAAAUCACUGCUUAACAAUUUCACCACAACUAAUAAUUUCCUGCAUCCCUUUAUAUAAAUUUCAAAGGGAUGACUAUAAGAAGAUACAGGCAGAGCAUGCAUGAUACAUUUUGGGUACCUUGCACCAAAUAUAAAAAUUUCUACAUGCAAAACACAUUUCCUAAAGAAUUAACAGGCUGACAUGAAGAUCUACACUAAACCUUGGAGUGGUUUUAAGCAUGAGUAGGUGAUAUGAGGCUAUCCAACAUUUAAUACAAGGCCACAAUUUUAUUUACACCUGAAAAAAGCCACUUAAAUUAAUGUCCUGGAAACAACCACAUGUAAUAGUCCACUGUAAAUCUUUAUGCAUUCUUGCACGUAUUUUAAAGACUUUUCCUCUUUGUUCUUUCCAGUGUCAUCACAAUGGUUUAUGGCUUCCCUCUCACAGUUCAGAUAUUGGCUGCUCCUCCAGGACAGACAAAGGCACGAUGCUGAAUAGUUACACCUAUAAUUUGAAAUUGUCCAUGCCCUUAAGAACAUUUCCUCCAGCAUAACAUGAGGGAGUUGCUCUUUUCUCCUUCCCCAAAAAUUUUCCCUUCCGUGUGGUUGUUGAAAGAGUAAAACAAAAAUAUGCAGAGCAGCAUGUGCUAAAUAUCCACUGCAAAUCCUCCUUAAACUAAAAGAAAAAAAAAAAGCUAUAUGCAAUAAGAAUAUGCACCACUUUACAUGGAAAAAACCCCAGGAACCCCAAGUUUAAUCCCUUGAGAGCUGCUAUCACACCAGACUUACAGUUGAUCUUUCUGGUUUGUUCACAUUUAUAGUAACCUUAGAGACUCCAGAACAAAAUCUUUAAAAGAAUUCCAUCCCUUUGAAAGCAACUCAGAGUAUUUUACCUAAUAUCAAAGAACAGAGCUACAAAAUUAUUAUUAUUAUUAUUGAAAGUGAUUGCAGUUUUCUGUGAUUUCCCAUUCUUUAAUCUGGUUAUGUGGCUGUACCCUGCAAUGUUAUCAUGGCUAAUAAAAAUUAACUUUUCUCUACAGUUUCUUGGGAAGUUUACUAGCACUGAGUGCUAAAAGCAAGGAAAGAAAGGUGCAUACACAGGGAGAUUAUCUGCAGUGGCAAUCUUGAAUUUCCAUAGAAUUAUUUUCUUCUGAAGUAAAGAACAGACUCAUAGAACUCCCAAAACAAUACUGACAUAAAACACUGAACUGGUGGGACUCCCUUGUACACUCUGGAAGACUCAGGUUGGUCAGCUCUUAUGGCAAUCAAGAAAGAGAACUUAUUAACAAACCAGAAUCUAUCAUGCCACAAAAAGAAAAAAUUAAAAAAAAAAAAGAGGAAAUGUUUUUGAAUGCACUGUGCACUGCUCCACCAAGCCUCAGUCCUCAGGUGGUUUUUGUUAUUUUCCUGAAAUCCACCAAAAACUCACAGUAUAUUGCAGUAAUGAUGCACAGCAGCAGCAGAACUGAAACACAGUGUUACAAAAGGAAGAUAUAAAAACAGUCCCCCUGCUCUGCCCAUCUCAAAAAGAGAAAUACAUCUCUGAGAAAUCAUCUCUGUUUUCUGAUCGCAACGUGCCGGGGUGACCGUCAGUGACAGCACAGAGCAGCCAGUGCCCCCACGCUGAGUUUUGUCCUCUGCGAUGUCACAGAGCAGCUCUGUGAAGUGACAGAAAGAUCCUUCCAGGGCAGCUGCUCACGGAUCACCCAUGGAACACCCAGGAACCGCCAGCCCUGCCGGCCCCUGGCAGCCACCAGGCGUGGAGCACAGCCACCAGCACAGCAUGCAGAGCAGCUCCCGCUGGGGCAGGUCCCUGCAGCCCUCCCAGCAUGGACACCGUGGUGCUUAAGAAGAGGGGCUACAGCCUCGGAGACACUCUUGGAGAAGGCUCCUACGGCAAAGUGAAAGCUGCCUACAGCCACCACCUGAAAUGCAGAGUGGCCAUCAAGAUCAUCGACAAGAAGAAAAUCUCUCAGAACGUCCUGGAGAAGUUUCUCCCCAGGGAAAUGGAGGCUUUGAUGAGGCUGCACCACCCCUCCAUCAUCGAGACCUACGAGAUCUUUGAGACGUCCUCUGGGAAGGUGUACAUCGUGAUGGAGCUGGGGGAGAAGGGGAGCCUCCUGAACUACCUCACCAACCAGGGCGCCAUGGAGGAGAGCGUCGCUCGCACCAAGUUCAAGCAGUUGGCUUCUGCCAUCAAGCAUUGCCACGACUUGGACUUUGCCCACAGGGACCUGAAAUGUGACAACAUCCUUCUCGACAGCGAUCUCAACUUCAAGCUGUCGGACUUUGGCUUUUCAAAGCCCCUGGCUCGGGAUGAAAACGGGAAAACCGUUCUGAGCAGCACCUUCUGCGGGUCCCUGGCGUAUUCAGCCCCAGAACUGCUUGAGCACAUUCCUUGUGACCCCAGGAUUUCGGACAUGUGGAGCCUGGGCAUCAUCCUGUAUGCAAUGCUUUUUGCUUCACAGCCAUUUGAUAGCUCCAACGUCAAGGAAAUGCUCCAGGUUCAGAAGCAACAGAGGAUCCCCUUCAUCAAGUCCAAACAUCUCUCUGCAGAGUGCAAGGACCUCAUCGCCCACUUGCUGCACCCCGAUGUGGCUCAGAGGCUGUGCAUAGAUGAUGUUUUGGCACAUCCCUGGCUGCAGAACCCAAAGCUCAUGCACAGCCUGCGAGUUGCAGGAGGUGGUGACCCCAAAGCCUGUGGCAGGAAAAGCCCGAGAAGAACCAUUGUGCGUAGGUGUAAGGAGUGGAGGAGGAGAUCAGAUCCCCUUAAGGAUCAUUUCCUUUAGCAGGGCCUCCUCUGUGAACUGCAUUAGUUUAAAUUCACAUUAAAGAGAACCUGUCUCAAAUUGCUCGUGGCAGUUGUGUCCCCUCUCCUGUGCACUUGAUGGAGGAGCUUUAACACUGCCAAAGUCAGGACUGUGAAAGACAGGGGGAAAUAAAGAGGGAGAGAAGUUUUAGAACAUGUAACCAAACUGCAGAGGAGCAUUUUGUAUUUAAUACUUGAAGGAGGAAUGUAUUUCCUACUUGACAAUUCAAUUUUUUUAAUAUAUCUGAAUAUCAGACCCACUGCACUUUUUAACCAUUUAUGUCUAUUUUAGUACUCAGACUCUAG
Messenger RNA from Prinia subflava (tawny-flanked prinia), 3590 nucleotides. RefSeq names its product testis-specific serine/threonine-protein kinase 1-like. Gene Ontology annotation, cellular component: cytoplasm. The transcript has a single exon. Gene Ontology annotation, biological process: intracellular signal transduction; protein phosphorylation. Bases 2305 to 3264 code for a protein of 319 amino acids. Gene Ontology annotation, molecular function: protein serine/threonine kinase activity; ATP binding. NCBI's taxonomy places the organism in Eukaryota, Metazoa, Chordata, Aves, Passeriformes, Cisticolidae. The record is from RefSeq and is a predicted model, not a curated record.